This is a messenger RNA of Folsomia candida, 3221 nucleotides long. RefSeq lists its product as uncharacterized. NCBI's taxonomy places the organism in Eukaryota, Metazoa, Arthropoda, Collembola, Entomobryomorpha, Isotomidae. The record is from RefSeq and is a predicted model, not a curated record. Gene Ontology annotation, biological process: innate immune response; central nervous system formation; regulation of Toll signaling pathway. The coding region runs from base 363 to 3062 and encodes 899 amino acids. The transcript is spliced from 5 exons. Gene Ontology annotation, molecular function: Toll binding; growth factor activity. Gene Ontology annotation, cellular component: extracellular region.
CCUUGACCCACAACUUUUACUUUACUUUAUAACACUAAAAUUUUCAGACUUACUUUUAAAUCCGGUUUUUCUAUGACGACGCCGUUGCCGACGCUCCUUGCCAAGUGAUCCACACAGCAUCCUAUCCUGCACACUUUGCCACUAUCCCAAUUCUUAAGCAACCAUGGUGAUAACUCGUUUUUCUAUGGCAGAAUUCUGGGCCACCGACCCAGAUCAGACCCACCUCGAAAUGCACAUCAUUUUUGGUCACAAUCGUCACAUUUUGCAUACAGAUUUCGAUCGGGAAUCAUCUCCCGUGGGGAAUUCUUUAGUGUUUCCAUAGUGAUUUCCAUAGUGAUUAAUCGCGUUUCCAUAUAGCGACCAUGGAAACCAAAUUAAUUUUCUAUUUAGUAACCAUGGCAACCGUGGCGUCGGGCUUGACAAAUUCGGAAGAACAAAGACUCAUCCUAAAUUCGGACACUAAAAUAAUCGACGAGAAACUGAGGGAGCUUCCGGGAGGGAUUUUAGUACCCCCGGAAAUCAGUGAGUUGCCCGUGCCACGUGAUCCGGGGGAGAGGUUGGAGUUUGACAAGUGGGGGGCUGGGGGUCCGAAAUUUGUGAGGAAAGAGAAGCAGUCCGUGGAGGAGAGGUUAAGGGGGGCGGUUGUUAAGUCCAUCCGGCGCCUGCAAACCUACACCUCGCACAAUAAACCCUCCUCAUCCCCCUCCUCCUCAUUCUCGCGCACCUCCGCCUACCCGCGCUACCACACCCCCUCCUCCUCCCCCCCACAGACCACCCCCCCUCCCGCGCCCCAAUCUACUCAAUCAUCCCUCCUAGAAAUCGGCCUGAAGCGCAUCGAAAUAUUAUCCAGCCGCGCGGGUUUCAACCUUUCGGCGCUCCCGCGCCGCACCCAGCUCCAAAUCGUCACGAAAUUAACCUCUAAACUCCCCACAAAACUCCAAUCCGUCGUGAAAUCCUCGCUAAAAUCAAACUCCCCCAAAAUCUACGAACUCCUCCCGGAACCCGCUCGAGACCCGCUUAUCGAAGAUAACCCUUCCGUCUUAUCAAUGUUUUUGAACUCUGACGAGAAACACGAACUAGAAGAAGAAUUUUCGAACAGUGACUAUGGCAACAAAAAGGUUAAUAAUCUAGUUUCCAUAGCAACCGAUGGGCAUUUACCCCAGGAGGAUGGUGGUUAUGAGGAGUUUAAGGUCCCGGAGGAGUCCAGUUUUAGCACGAAUUAUGAGAGGAGGGUUAAAUUUGAGGAGGAAUUGCCCAAAGCGGAGGAGCUAAAAUCUGACCCCACAAUGGUGGGGGGCGUGGCUGAGGAUGAUAUUGAAUCCUCCCCCCAGGAAUCCACCCGCCACGAAAAAACCAUAAAAAUCACCCGUGGCGACGCUAAGAAACCCAUUCGUGUCUCGAUUAUUUCAAGGGAUUCCGUUGUUACCACGACGACCACUCCUCCUCCCACGACAACCACACCCACAACGACCACACCCCCUCCAAUCCUCACAAAAUACAUAAACGUUCGAGACUUUCAAAAUAAGACGAAUCUCAUGUUCCAAUUGGACCAGGAAAGUAACAAGAAAAAUGAGGAAUUCUCUGAUUCAGAUGAUUAUUCGGAUUUGAGUUCCUCAGAAAUUGAAGCCAUGGUAACGGAAUUGGAGAAGUUUGAGGGGAACGAUAAUUCACUGGAGUUUAGCGAGAAUCCUCAUGAGCUCGAGUUUCCUGAUCAUCCGGAGCAUCCCAAAAAUGAAGAGUUGAAAGGGGAGGAGUUGGAGUUGAAGAGGUUGAGGGAGGAGAUCGAGGGGAGGAGGAAAAUGCAGCAACAGCAGGGAGGGAAUAAUAGGAGGAGGAAUAAGCCCCCCCACUUCCCCUCCCACCUCAUCCGCCGACCACCCCCACCCCCACUUCCCCGAAGACCCCGCCCCCCACCCCACAACUUCCCACCACCCCCGCCACGCCCCCUAAAAAUCAACGACGUCAAAGUCCAAGAGGCCCCCAAGGAAUUCGACAAGGAGUGCGAUUACUUUUCUGAUCAAGUCUGCCUCCUAGUUCAAGAUUAUCCAAUUGAGGCCAUCUCGGACGCCGUGGAGUCCAAUCCUUCCCUCACCCAAACUUUAAUCGUGAGGGAAGACCCCCCAUCGGAAAACCACACCCCUUCCCAAUCUUUAUCUUCCGAAGGCGGCUUCCUCUGCCCCUCGAAAGUCGCCUAUGGAAAGAUAAAAAAGGCCAAAUCCUCCACGACCGGAAAGUGGAAAUUUAUUGUUAAUUACGGCGACAAGACUCAGACGCUGAGGUUGGAAAAGUGUUUGACGCCGGGGGAUAAGUGCUCUUAUAUUUUGCCGCAUUAUCGGACGGCCUGUACUCAGGUGUUUAAUUAUCAUCGGCUUGUGGCGUGGGAUUUCGAGGGGGGGUUGCAUCUUGAUACUUUUAAGGUCCCCAUAACCUGCACCUGCCACGUCCAGGGGUACUACUCCCCCUUCACCACCCCACCACCCCCACCGCAGUCCCCCCUCCAACCCCACCGCCGCCGGAUCUCCCUCCCACACCCCCCACUCCCCCGGAAUCUCCAUAGAAACCCCGCCCCCUCUCGUAACCCCUCCCCCAGCACAACCUCAGAUUCUGAAGACCUCACGGACCUCUUGAAACAAUACGCCACGCUCCGGGACAAGAUCGCCAAGCGCAAAUCCGUUUCCAUGGCAACCACAAAUUCCAACUCGCGAAUGUUAAAUUUAAUAGAAAACGUGUUGCUAAGGAAAAAGCGAAAAAAUUCAACUUCGCAAAAACCAAGUUUACAAAAAAUUCUCAAGAAAAUCCAAUCGAAAAAUAAGAAAAUUACAAAGUCCGAGUUAAUCACGGUUGCUAAGAAACGGCUGAAAAAUUUAAAGUCACGUGAUUUGAAAAUUAGGAGGAGCGGGAGGAAUUUGAAAAAUGCCAAAAAUAAUAAAAAUUCCACAAAAAAAUCCCAAAAAUUAUUAAAAAUUUUGAAAUCCUUAAAAAAAUCCGCCAAAAAAAGUAAUAACGCCAAAAAAUCAAAAGUUAAUUACAAUUACCACCCAAUUAUGGAUUAUAUUAAGUAAUUUUUAAUUUUUUUUAGUAAUUUAUUGUUGUCAUGACAACUUAAUGUAAAUGGGUUUUAUCCAUUUUAUUUAUUUAUUUUGGUGUUGGUAAUAUUUUUUUCUAUGGAAAUAAAUCAUGUGUGAAAUUAACUUUCUCAAUAAAAAAAAUUGUCAUAGCAA